AUGUUGGGUGGAAGCGUGCUAUGGUUCCGACACGGGCUGCGUCUUCAUGACAACCCCUCCCUUCAUAGUGCCAUUGAAGACAGGAGUGUGCCAUUCUUCCCUAUAUUCAUUUUCGAUGGAGAGACUGCAGGUACUAAACUCGUGGGUUACAACCGCAUGCGGUAUCUUCUCGAGGCGCUGGAUGACUUAGACAGCCAGUUUAAACAAUAUGGUGGUAGACUGAUCAUGUUGAAAGGGCAGCCAAAUAUUGUCUUCCGUAGGCUCUGGGAGGAAUUUGGCAUUCGCAAGCUGUGCUUCGAGCAGGAUUGUGAACCUGUGUGGAGGGCUCGUGACGACAGCGUUAAGGUGGCUUGCAGGGAGAUAGGUGUGACUUGCAGGGAGCACGUGUCACAUACUCUAUGGGAGCCGGACACUGUUAUCAAAGCUAAUGGUGGAAUACCUCCACUCACUUAUGAAAUGUUCCUGCACACAGUAGCGACUAUCGGUGACCCACCCCGUCCAAGCCCGGACGUAGACCUCGCUGGGGUCAUGUUCGGCACACUCCCGGAAUGCUUCUACCAAGAGUUUACCGUCUUCGAUAAGGCUCCAAAACCAGAAGACCUUGGAGUAUUCUUGGAGAAUGAAGAUAUUCGUAUGAUUCGCUGGGUGGGAGGAGAGCGUCCAGCCUUGAAGCAAAUGUCCCAACGUCUUGCUGUAGAGUACGAAACAUUCCGCAGGGGAUCAUAUUUACCUACACAUGGCAACCCUGAUCUCCUCGGACCACCUAUAUCAUUGAGUCCUGCACUUCGUUUCGGAUGCCUUUCUGUUAGAAGCUUCUACUGGUCUGUACAAGAUCUGUUCCGUGAAGUGCACAGGGGACAACAGUCUGCCAAUAAUUUCAUAACAGGUCAGCUAAUUUGGCGCGAAUAUUUCUACACAAUGAGCAUUAACAAUCCAAACUAUGGUCAAAUGGCCAAUAACCCUAUUUGUUUGGAUAUACCCUGGAAAAAUCCCGAAAGUGAUGAAUUGCAAAGAUGGAUGGAGGGGCGGACGGGGUUCCCGUUCGUGGACGCGGCGAUGCGGCAGCUGCGCACGGAGGGCUGGCUGCACCACGCGCUGCGCAACACCGUGGCGUCCUUCCUCACGCGCGGCACGCUGUGGCUGUCCUGGGAGCACGGCCUCCACCACUUCCUCAAGGACCUGCUCGACGCCGACUGGUCUGUCUGCGCAGGCAACUGGAUGUGGGUCUCCUCGUCGGCCUUCGAAGCUCUUCUCGACUCUAGCGAGUGCGCCUGUCCGGUACAGUUGGGACAAAGGUUGGAUCCAAGUGGCGAAUAUGUGAAGAGAUACGUGCCGGAGCUGGCGCGCAUGCCUGUGGAGUAUAUUUAUGAGCCCUGGAAGGCUCCCAUCGAUGUUCAGGAGCGAGCCAACUGCAUCAUUGGCAAAGAGUACCCAGCUCCGGUGGUCAACCAUCUCGCCGCUGCACAAAGGAACAGGAAUGCCAUGAAGGAAUUACGCCAUAUCCUGCAAAAGGCGCCGCCACAUUGUUGCCCGUCUUCUGAAGAGGAAAUUCGUCAGUUCAUGUGGCUUAACGAAUAG
This is a messenger RNA of Arctia plantaginis, 1578 nucleotides long. The record is from the annotation of a GenBank genome assembly. Lineage: Eukaryota; Metazoa; Arthropoda; Insecta; Lepidoptera; Erebidae.